Messenger RNA from Schistosoma guineensis, 282 nucleotides. The record is from the annotation of a GenBank genome assembly. NCBI's taxonomy places the organism in Eukaryota, Metazoa, Platyhelminthes, Trematoda, Strigeidida, Schistosomatidae.
AUGAAGCGUUUGAGGAUUAUUGAGAAACCGGGCAUUUUAAAUGUUACUAAGGAUUUGCUUAAAUUAUUAUCAUUAUUAUAUCCAAAUAAAUUAAUGGUUAAUGAAGUAAAUACAGUAAAGAAUGAAACAAUCAAAAAUUAUACACAGUCUUCUUUCUCUGAAAAUUCAUCAUUUGAAGGUUAUAUCUAUCUAAUCUAUUUGCUUAUUAGUAUAGUAUUAGCAAUAUUUAUUAUUGGAGCAGUCUAUUUCUUGUGUACAUAUUCAAAGACUAUGUCAUCUUGA